Messenger RNA from Beauveria bassiana ARSEF 2860, 1731 nucleotides. Its product is annotated as gag protein. The record is from RefSeq and is a predicted model, not a curated record. Gene Ontology annotation, molecular function: nucleic acid binding; zinc ion binding. The coding region runs from base 1 to 1731 and encodes 576 amino acids. The transcript has a single exon. NCBI's taxonomy places the organism in Eukaryota, Fungi, Ascomycota, Sordariomycetes, Hypocreales, Cordycipitaceae.
AUGUCCACAACAAGCGGAAACACCACCAACCCUGCGGCUGUGAUUGCAGACCUCAACACGAAGGUUGAGUAUCUCAACGCACGGCUGGAAGAGAUGAAACUCCAGAAGGGAGAAACAUCGGAGAAGAAAGUCGCGAUACCCAAGUUUCCUAAACCUGACACGUUUGACGGAACGAAGGGGGAUGUUCGGACCUUUCUUACCCAGGCCAAAGCCUAUUUGAAGAUCAAUGACUCCAUUGACGAGGAGAGUACCAAAAUCCUCUGCAUUGGAAAUCUCCUUACGGGCAAGGCACUGGAAUGGUGGGAGCCAACUCUCAGAGACUACCUUAACAACAAGGAGCCUGAUGACGAUACCACUCGCAUCUUCAAGAAAUACAAAUACUUUGAAGACGCUCUACAGACCGCAUUUGGCGACCCAGAUGAGAUGCGAACCGCGACGCGCAAGCUCAAAUCCUUGAGACAGACAGGGUCUGCUCAACACUACGCACGCGAAUUCCGACGUAUCGCCAACCGCAUCGAUUGGGAUGACGACAGCCAAAUGGAACUCUUCUAUGAUGGACUCAGAGAGGACGUGAAAGAUGAAAUCGCUAAAGAAGAUCGACCUGGCGAGUUCAACAAAUUUGUCGAGAGGAUCAUCAAGAUCGACAAUCGACUCUACGCCAGACGACUUGAACGUGGUGGAAGGGGCACGAGCUACCGAAGUAACCCCCCACGACGUAACCAGGCGAACACGGGAAAACGCCGAAACGGAUCCACGGCCUACGGAACUCACCCAGGCCCGAUGGAACUCGACGCCACCGGAAAAGAAAAGGGAAAAAAAUGCUAUAACUGUGGGAAGGCUGGACACUUCGCGAACAAGUGCAGAGCACCCAAGAAACAGUGGAAGCCAGUUGCUGAGGGAAAGGGAGUCAACGCGGCUUAUCGCGAGGAUCUACCCGUCCGAAACAUCAGCAUGGUGAAUAGCGAAGAAUACUUCUCGGAUACCGACCGAUUUAUGAAUUACGAUGAACCAACAUCCGAUGAAGACUGGGACUUUGGAACUCAACCUAUCCCAGAUGAGGAAGAAGACCUUAAGGCAAUCAGCCAGGAUACUGAGGAAACCAUUGAUGUGGUUCCUGAGACACCUCCGGAGGAGAUCCGUGCGAAUUACAACCCCAGACUAGUCAGUGCCUUAUCGGCUGGUCCAGGCGACCCUGAACCAGUGGGUGUGAGAAUUCACGGAACCGACGUCUCCCAUCCGGCAAUUCUCAAAUGGAAAUUCAGAGAAGCAGCGAAAGGAGCAAGUCUUGGAGUCUAUGCCUCCAUGGCACAGUACCCAGUACUUGUAACAGGACACCCGGACCAUGCGAAAGUUUCAUGGGCAUCCUGUUCCUUCGACGACUGUGAAACACACCUCUGGAAGAAACUCGAAUACCAAUUCUUUCCCAAAUUCAACCCCGACACAGGAUAUGGUCCGUUCUUGGAAACAGACCUACGAGACUGGAAAAUUCGGAGGAGAUACCCAAACCAUUUGGACUUGAAGAAAAACAAGACACACUAUGUUGAGGACGAAAACGCCUACACUAUCCGCGCUUUACCGCUAAGACCUGCGGGAGGAGGAAACAGUGUACCUGCGAGCAGUUCGCUUAGACCGAACUCGAUCGACAUAGAUGGUAGAUCAGAUGAUCACCAAGAGAGCUCCAACGCCAAGGUGGCGAUCAACGCAAUCCAUUCAACCUCAGCCAUCGAUUGA